CAACUUGCUUGAUAGGGCUGAGGUUCCUGACUUUGAAAGGGCCAGCCCAUCAAUUUCAAUGUUCCAGCAGAUUUCUUCCUUCUCAGGUAGUUCCAGCAAUAGUUUGUUUAAUAGGUUUUGUAUUGGCCAAUUCAACAAAAACAACUGAAACCUCAUAAAUAUGCCAAGUGCUGGUCACCACUGUAUACAGUAUAUACAGUGUAUUAACUAAUGUUGACAGAUUUAACCAUAUUGUAUAGUGUUAAUGAAUUUAUUUAUUUUUGAUUGCUACAAGGCUUUGACAAUCAGAUCUGUCUGCACACUGUUCUGUCUCGGUCCGCUUUGAAGAUCACACUCCACUUAUUUUUAUCCUUUCAAAUGUAGGUCAUCUGCUAGCUUAGACACUAGAAUCACAACUGACUUGAUCUUACACAUUCCAUUAUUUUGAUUAAAUAAGAGAUUUUAGUGUAAUGUACAGGACUAGAUGCAUGAUGCACUUAAAAUUCUUGUUAAAAUCUUGUUAAAUGCUAUAGAAAUGGUACUAUUGGUUGGCGAUAAACUUAACUUGGUAAACUCUGGUUGGAUUCACUCUCUGUAAUUUUGCAUUGUAAUUUGAUUUCAUGUCUUCAUUCCUGCACUGAGAUAAUCACAAUGUAAGAUUUUUGAAGCACCAAUUACUAGGCAUGGCAUUUCUGAUCAGCAAUGACAACCAACAGAAACAAAAAAUAAAAGUACAAAAGCUGUCACUAGGGCAUUGCUGCUCAUUCACUGUGAGAGGUGCUGUUGCACAGGGAGACAGCAGUGAGCAAAGCAAAUCAACUACGUACAGAAGGCAUUGCAUCAAACGGCAUAGAGAAAGACGUCGAGCUGUUGUUUGUAAAUUAGAAGGGCUCGGUUUGGAAUCUUAACGACACUUAAGAGAAUUGUUUAAAUGCUCGAAUAUUUGAAAACUGGACGUGUAUGACUGCAUUUUGCUUGGAUUACUAAAUUUGCAGGAUGCAGGAUAACAAAGGACUUCAGUUGAGGCGGUGUGUAAAAUGGCAAGCAGAAUUCUCCAUUUUCCUUUUAUUCGUGCUGAACACCGUGGCCGGGCAGAUUCGUUAUUCGAUUCCAGAGGAAAUGAGACCAGGACUGUUUGUCGGAGAUGUGGCGAAGGAUCUCGGUUUGGAUGUAAAAAGGUUGGUUUCUGGCCGUGCGCGUCUCGUUAUUGAUGAUAGUAGACAAUAUGUCGAGCUCAACCGCAACAAAGGACAUUUGGUGGUAAAAGAGAAAAUAGACCGAGAGCAGCUCUGUGGACAGAAAUCUCCGUGUAGUUUCGGUCUUGAGAUUUUGCUUGAAAAUCCCCUCGAGUUUUUUUCGAUUACAAUCGAGAUUCAAGACAUCAAUGAUAAUGCGCCCGUUUUUUCUAAGAAAGAAAUAAUUUUAGAGAUUAGCGAGUCCACGCCUAUAGGCACUAUUUUCUUGUUAGACACAGCGACUGAUCCAGAUGUCGGUUUGAAUUCUCUUCAGAGCUACAGUCUGAAACCUACUGAUAAUUUUAAUUUAAAGCAACACAGUCGCUCAGACGGCAGUAAAUAUGCGGAGAUUGUGUUGCAGUCAGUGCUGGACAGAGAGAAACAGAGCGAGCAUUCACUUAUUUUAACGGCUAUUGAUGGUGGAGACCCACCGCGUUCUGGGACCGUUAAAAUAAUCGUUAAACUCCUUGAUGCCAAUGAUAAUUCACCCAUUUUCACCGAAACAGUAUAUAAAGCAAGUGUAGCUGAGAACGCAGUAAAAGGUACGUUGAUUACUAAAGUAAGUGCAUCUGAUGCAGACGAAGGUUACAAUCGCAAUGUCACGUAUUCAUUUACUCAUAUGGGAGAGGACGCAGCGCACCUCUUCCAGAUCAGUGCAGCCACUGGUGACGUAACACUCACUGGCAAUUUAGACUUUGAAACAGUUCAGCAAUAUGAACUUAAUUUGCAGGCUAAAGAUCCAUGGGGUCUAACCGGUGCGAGUAGAUUACUCAUUGAUGUUGUAGAUGUUAAUGACAACAGCCCGUUUAUAACAAUGACAUCUUUCUCGGGUAAAAUACAAGAGGAUUCUCCGCCCGGCACAGUUGUAGCUUUAAUAAGCAUCCAAGAUUUAGAUUCCGGUAAAAAUGGACAGGUCCGCUUAAGUUUAGAACAAAUGUCUCCCUUUACAAUUAAACCAUCACCGCGUAAGUACUACACUUUGGUCAGCGAUGCACCACUAGACCGAGAAAAGGUUUCCAGUUUUAACCUUACAUUAGUUGCUUCAGACGAGGGCAGCCCCUCAUUAUUCAGUAAAAUAACUAUUAAUUUAGAUAUUACUGAUAUUAACGACAAUGCUCCAGCCUUUAGUCAACAUGAAUAUAAAGCAUAUAUAUUUGAGAAUAAUUCUCCCGGCGUUUCUCUGCUGUCUCUUGAAGCAACAGAUUCUGACGCAGGGCAAAACGCGCGUAUCGGGUAUUAUCUGGUAGAUACAGAUGUAAACGGAUCUCCUGUCUCAUCGUAUUUCUCUGUUAACGCAGACAGUGGAAUUAUCCAGGCGGUGCGAUCUUUGGACUAUGAACAGAUGAAAGAAUUCAAAAUACACGUAAGAGCGCAAGAUGGAGGGUCUCCACCUCUCGGUUCAAAUGCUACAGUUCUCAUUAACGUUCAGGACCAGAAUGACAACGCGCCUCAGGUUCUGUAUCCGGUCCAGUCAGGCGCUUCUGUGGUGGCUGAAAUAGUGCCUCGUUCUGCAGAUGUGGGUUAUCUGGUGACUAAAGUGGUGGCUGUUGAUGUGGACUCUGGACAGAAUGCCUGGCUCUCAUAUAAACUUCAGAAAGCCACAGACAGGGCGCUGUUUGAAGUGGGUUUACAGAAUGGAGAAAUAAGAACUGUGCGCCAAGUGACAGAUAAAGAUGCUGUGAAACAGAGACUCACUGUUGUAGUGGAGGACAACGGGCAGCCCUCUCGAUCAGCUACAGUCAAUGUUAACGUGGCGGUGGCGGACAGCUUCCCUGAAGUGCUCUCGGAGUUCACUGACUUUACGCAAGACAAGGACUACAACGACAACCUGACUUUCUAUCUGGUCUUGGCCUUGGCUGCAGUCUCAUUUCUUUUCAUAACGUGUUUAGUUGUCAUAAUAUCUGUUAAAAUCUACAGAUGGAGACAAUCUCGUUUGUAUUUUCAGUCAAAUCUCCCGGUUAUUCCCUACUAUCCGCCGCGUUACGCAGACACUGUUGGCACAGGAACCCUGCAGGGCGUGCAUAAUUAUGAGAUUUACAGAACAACAGACUCCAGGAAAAGUGAUGCUAAGUAUUUCGGAACCAUCGGUCAAAGUCUGAUGAGAGUUGACGCAAGUGGAACCGAAACAAUUCCAAAGAAGAACCGCACCAUCGAUUGCACCGAAGCUGGCAGUACACUGGUAAGUCUGCACAAUGUGAACCCCCCCACAGACAUCAUACACUAGUAGUCUGCAAUGUUGUAAAUAGCUAAAAGUGAUGUUUAAACGACUGCUGUGUCGCUGUCCGUGGUGCUGAAAAGUAUAGCCUCGCUUCAAUAAUUCUUAUCUUUGAUAGGAAUAU
Carassius gibelio (silver crucian carp) is the source of this 3553-nucleotide messenger RNA. Its product is annotated as protocadherin beta-11-like. Gene Ontology annotation, biological process: homophilic cell-cell adhesion. Lineage: Eukaryota; Metazoa; Chordata; Actinopteri; Cypriniformes; Cyprinidae. The coding region runs from base 976 to 3438 and encodes 820 amino acids. The record is from RefSeq and is a predicted model, not a curated record. Gene Ontology annotation, molecular function: calcium ion binding. Gene Ontology annotation, cellular component: plasma membrane. The transcript has a single exon.